AUGGGAGUCCUCCAGAAAUAUCUAGCCCUACUCCCCCUUCACUGGCCGGGACUCGGACUGGCAACUUCCUCAACCAACACCACCGACAUCCUCGACCUCAUCAACCCCCUCAUCGGAUCCAACAACGGAGGCAACGUUUUCGCUGGCGCCAGUCUUCCAUACGGCCUUGCCAAACCCGUCGCUGACGUCGACGGACAAAACACCGCCGGCUUCUCUACAGACGGCAGCAAUGUAACCGGCUUCUCGUCUCUCCACGACGCAGGCAGCGGCGGGAAUCCUUCCCUAGGCAACUUUCCAAUUUUCCCGCAGUAUUGCCCAGAAAAUGAGAUCGACAAUUGUCAUUUUUCGAAAGAUGCGCGUAAAGUGCACUAUGCGAAUGACUCGGUCGUCGCACGACCGGGAUAUUUUGCCCUGUCCUUGGAGACUGGGAUUCGGGCGGAGAUGACGGCGACCGAGCAUGCUGCUCUGUAUCGGUUUACGUUUCCGACUGCCACGAGUUCGAAUGGAUCUGAGCUGGACCCGGUGAUGUUGAUUGAUUUAACCGAUUUGUGGGAUAGUCGACAGAAUGCUUCAAUUAGUAUCGAUGCCGACACUGGGCGAGUCAAGGCAAAUGGGACCUUUUUACCCAGUUUCGGGGCGGGCUCUUAUAUGUCGUAUUUCUGUGCUGACUUUGAGGGCGCUUCCAUCCGUGAUAGUGGAAUUUGGGUGAAUGAUAGAGCUGGCAACGAGCGCAAUGACCUCUUUGUCACGCGCGGCUUCAAUCUGUUUUAUAUUCAAGCGGGUGGUUUUGUGCGGUUUCAGCGACCGGAGAAUGGCACGGUGAAUGUCAGGGUUGGUGUCAGUUUCCUCAAUGGGGAUAAAGCAUGCGAAAAUGCCAAAAGGGAAAUUCCUGGACCAGUGUAUGACUUUGAUGGGAUUCGGACACGCGCAGAGGAUGGAUGGAGGGAGAAACUGAAACCUGUAUCCGUGCAGACUGGGGGCGUGGAUAAGGACCUGCAGACGAGCUUCUGGAGUGGAAUCUACCGGACGAUGCUUUCGCCGCAGGAUUUGACCGGCGAGAAUCCUCUCUGGGAGAGCGAUGAGCCGUACUUUGAUUCUUUCUACUGUAUCUGGGACUCUUUCCGAGUACAACAUCCUUUCUUAACGAUAGUCGACCCUCAGACGCAAUCGAGAAUGGUGCGAAGUCUUCUGGACACAUACAAACACGAGGGAUGGCUACCAGAUUGUCGCAUGAGUCUAUGUAAAGGCUGGACGCAAGGCGGAUCGAAUGCAGAUGUCGUCCUGGCCGAUGCAUACGUCAAGAACCUAACAGGUAUUGACUGGGAUCUAGCAUACGAAGCCAUGGUAAACGAUGCCGAGAAUGAGCCUCUGGAGUGGUCAUACCAAGGUCGCGGUGGUCUCCAGAGCUGGAAGAAUCAUCAUUACAUCCCCUACCUGGACUUUGACUAUCUGGGAUUUGGGUCCAAUACUCGAAGUAUAUCCCGCACCUUGGAAUAUUCCUACAAUGACUACAGUUUAUCGAUCGUGGGAAAGGGACUCGGGAAGGAAGAUUAUACCAAAUAUCUAGCCCGGGCUAGUAACUGGCGGAAUCUGUACAAACCGGAUCAGACGUCCUUUGUUACGGGGAAUGACACCGGGUUUGUGGGUUUCUUUCAGCCAAAGUAUCUUAACGGGACGUGGGGAUAUCAGGAUCCAAUUGCCUGCAGUGAAUUAUCAGGUUCCUGGUGUUCUCUCACAUCCAAUCCCUCUGAGACUUUCGAGUCCAGCGUAUGGGAAUAUCAAUUCUUCGUUCCCCACGACAUGGCCUCACUUAUACAGCUACUUGGUGGCCCAGAGAAUUUCGUAUCUCGCCUUGACUUCUUCCAUACCUCCGGCCUGGCCGAUAUAGGCAACGAGCCUGUCUUCCUGACCGUAUUCCAAUACCAUUAUGCCGGUCGACCUGCGCUAUCAUCUCGUAGCGCUCACAGUUAUAUCCCCUCAUCCUUUAACGAUACCACAUCCGGACUCCCCGGAAAUGACGAUUCAGGUGCCAUGGGUGGAUUCACCGUAUUCUCCAUGAUGGGCCUUUUCCCUAACCCAGGUCAGAAUGUUUACCUUAUUACAGCCCCAUUCUUCGAAGCAAUCAGUAUAACGAACCCUGUGACGAAUAAAACGGCUACAAUCCGCAAUGUCAAUUUCAACAAGGAUUAUAAGAGAGUGUUUAUCCAGAGUGCGAAAUUGAAUGGCCGGGAUUAUAAAAGGAAUUGGAUCGGACAUGAGUUUUUCACGGAGGGAAUGACGCUUGAGUUGACAUUAGGGGAUGAGGAGAGUGACUGGGGGAUGGGAGAGGACGCUUUGCCACCGAGUUUGGGCGGUAGUACUGGCUCUGAUACUGAUUAG
This is a messenger RNA of Aspergillus wentii DTO 134E9, 2379 nucleotides long. Its product is annotated as GH92 family glycosyl hydrolase. Gene Ontology annotation, molecular function: peptide-N4-(N-acetyl-beta-glucosaminyl)asparagine amidase activity; carbohydrate binding. Gene Ontology annotation, biological process: protein deglycosylation; carbohydrate metabolic process; glycoprotein catabolic process. The record is from RefSeq and is a predicted model, not a curated record. The transcript has 3 exons. NCBI's taxonomy places the organism in Eukaryota, Fungi, Ascomycota, Eurotiomycetes, Eurotiales, Aspergillaceae. Bases 1 to 2379 code for a protein of 792 amino acids. Gene Ontology annotation, cellular component: cytosol; nucleus.